CAAAUUCUUUCGUGAGUCCAUUUUCAGUGAGAGAAAUGGAUUUGGAGUCGGUGAAGAGAUUAUUAGAGAAAGGGGGAGAUGAGCGUGAGAAUGCCUCGAUCGAUUCAGUGUCCAACAAAACGAAAUUCUUCGACCCUUUUAUCUUGCAAGGCAUUCAAGUCGAUGUCAUCGAACCUGGUCGAGUCGUCUGCUCCAUGAAAGUUCCUCCUCGUCUUCUGAAUUCUGGUAAUUUCCUUCACGGUGGAGCGACGGCAUCUCUGGUAGAUAUAGUUGGAUCAGCAGCAAUCCAUACCGUUGGAGCUCAAACAACCGGUGUUUCUAUUGAGAUCAGUGUUUCCUACUUGGAUGCAGCUUUUGCUAAUGAAGAAAUUGAAAUUGAUGCCAAAGUCUUACGUGUUGGAAAGGCAAUUGGAGUUGUCAAUGUUGAGCUGAGGAAGAAAAAGACAGCGAAGGUAUUUGCGCAGGGACGUCACACUAAGUAUCUUGCUGUAUCUAGCAAUUUAUAAAGGGUUUAUUACCUUUUCGGUUACAUGUUUAAACUUAUCAUGUUUGAGCUAUCUCCAUUGCAAAAGGAAGAUGUGGAUUGGUGAACCAAUAAUAUAUCUCAUAAUCAUGUGCUGAUGGGUAAAUGCUCGCAUGCUCUGAUGUGAGAAGUGCCAAUGACAUUGUUAUUAGGAUUUGAUCCCACACAAACCAGUAUUGACAUAAUUUACAUCUCCAGUCUGUAAGCAGGAGUAAAGCCAAAGUAACUUAAUUGAUGACUUCUAUUGUUG
This is a messenger RNA of Telopea speciosissima, 773 nucleotides long. Its product is annotated as acyl-coenzyme A thioesterase 13. The record is from RefSeq and is a predicted model, not a curated record. The transcript is spliced from 3 exons. The coding region runs from base 36 to 506 and encodes 156 amino acids. NCBI's taxonomy places the organism in Eukaryota, Viridiplantae, Streptophyta, Magnoliopsida, Proteales, Proteaceae. Gene Ontology annotation, molecular function: fatty acyl-CoA hydrolase activity.